GAGCACUAUUACAAACCCUCUUCCAACUUCUUCUACUACCACUACUGUGGCCACUCCACUCGGACCUCACAGAGCUCUGGCGCAAGCAAAAAUCCUCGUCAUGGCUGCAUCAACGGCAUCAAGAUCUCCACAUGCAAGAUGUGCGCUGGUCAUGUGUUAAGAAGCAAAGCGGCAUGCACCGCAUGCAAAGGCACUGGGUUCACAGGGGCCAGAUGUACUCCUUGUGCAAUCGGAGCCAUCUUUGCGUUGAGAACGCUCAUCAAGGAGGUCGCUCUCGACGUCGUGGCUGGAGAUGGCAAAAGAGCAGUAAAUCUCGAGAAGCCAGCUUCGGCAACUAGUGGAACAUUGAGAAGGAAGCAGAUGCCAGAAGCGGAAGACAGCAAAGCAAAAGAAACGAACGACGAGAAUGGUCCAGACGAAGAAGCCGAGACCUCUGAGGGAGGACAAAGGUUGAUCGAAAAUUGGAGAGCAAGGAAG
Molecule: messenger RNA, 477 nt
Organism: Aureobasidium vineae
Lineage: Eukaryota; Fungi; Ascomycota; Dothideomycetes; Dothideales; Saccotheciaceae
Source: the annotation of a GenBank genome assembly